AUGUCUACAGCUUUGGAUAACGAGUUGGAAAGCUUGAGGAAGCGAGCUGAGCAUCUAAGGGCUGAGGUCAAGCUGCGCGCAUCAACACUACUCCUAAAUCCCGUCGCUGCAACCCAAAUUUUGGAUGAGCAACCACCGCAGGCGGCACCAGCCCCAGCGCUACUGUUGCCGACGCCGCCGUCCAAAUCCAGGAGUAAAUCCUCAUCCAAUGCGCCACUUGGACCCAAGCAACGCGACCUGUUGAAAGAGCGUCGCGCAAAGCAAGCCGCCCAUGACCAGCGUAACACCUACCGCACUUGCGCCGGCAUCACCACGUUCAAGGUCCGCGAUCCGGAUCCGGCAGCCGUCGACGGCGGCGCCGUGCUCGGUGUGCGCAUCGAAGUCAUGCGCAGCGCCCGGUUCCUGCGUCCCUUUUAUGUCCUCCUCAAUCGUCCGUGGGACAAGGACGCCGCGGCCAAGAGGUACCUGCGUGUUCACCGCCACACCUUGCCCGCCGCCAUACCGCUGGCUGGCUUGGCUUCUCGUUACCUCCCUGCCCCGCGGCCUGCUUCUUCCGCCAAGCAGCCCAGGCAGGACCUGGAGGCUUUCGUCCGUCGGUUGAGGAGGGAGCUUGUGCGCUAUCACCAACGUCUCGGCGCUGUCUCUGACCUCCGCGCCGUUGUGGGCCUGGACGACAAGUCCAAGGUUCCUCCUGUCAGCACCCCGGCAGAUGAACCGCCCGAGACGGUCGUCAUGAAGUCGAUAGAAGACGACCGCGAGUCCAGGGCGAGGCAGCGGCGAUCAGUGGCUGGGAUCGUGGACAUUGAGCCAGUCGACACGGCAGCGACGCAGUUCAGGUUCGACUGGCGCGACGGUCGCGUCGGACGGCUCGUCAUCGGCCCGGGUGGCGAGGUGCUGCAAUCGGUUGUGGUUCUGCCAGAUGGAGGCCGCGAUCGCGUCACGCAGCAAGACGUCUUUGGCGAUUGUGCAAGGAUCGAGGAUGUCGUUACCAAGCUCCGCGGGCCACUUGGUGGUACCUAA
This is a messenger RNA of Pyricularia pennisetigena, 1020 nucleotides long. RefSeq lists its product as uncharacterized. The record is from RefSeq and is a predicted model, not a curated record. Bases 1 to 1020 code for a protein of 339 amino acids. Lineage: Eukaryota; Fungi; Ascomycota; Sordariomycetes; Magnaporthales; Pyriculariaceae. The transcript is spliced from 2 exons. Gene Ontology annotation, cellular component: Mis6-Sim4 complex; kinetochore.